CAACCGAAAACCGGGAAAGCCAGCAGCCCGGCAACAGCAGCAGCAGCACCGCCACCACCAGCCCGCAGCGCUCGCCCGCCGCCGCCGGCCCGCGGGAGCAACCGGCCGCCGCCAAGAGCUCCGGGACGCCCCGCCGCCCACCAGAUAGAUGUGCGGUCCCGCCGCCCGCACGGCCGACGAUGAACGCGCAGCUGGCGAUGGAGAACAUCGGCGAUCUGCACGGGGUGAGCCAUGAGCCGGUGCCCGCCGCCGCCGACCUGAUGAGCGGCAGCCCCCACCACCGGAGCGCGGUGGCCCACCGCGGCAGCCACCUGCCGGCCCACCCGCGCUCCAUGGGCAUGGCGUCCAUCCUCGACGGCGGCGACUACCACCACCACCACCGGCCGCCCGAGCACGCGCUGACCGGCCCCCUGCACCCCACCAUGACCAUGGCCUGCGAGACACCCCCCGGCAUGAGCAUGAGCAGCACCUACACCACGUUAACCCCUCUGCAGCCUCUACCUCCCAUCUCGACGGUCUCGGACAAGUUCCCUCACCACCACCACCAUCAUCACCACCAUCACCAUCCCCACCAGCGGAUACCGGGCAACGUGAGCGGCAGCUUCACGCUCAUGCGGGACGAGAGGGGUCUGGCGUCUAUGAACAAUCUCUACACCCCCUACCACAAGGAUGUUACCGGCAUGGGGCAGAGCCUCUCUCCGUUGUCUGGAUCGGGCCUGGGGAGCAUCCACAACUCCCAGCAAGGGCUGCCCCACUACGCUCAUCCCAGUGCCACCAUGCCCGCCGAGAAAAUGCUCACCCCAAACGGAUUUGAAGCCCACCACCCUGCCAUGUUAGCCAGGCAUGGCGACCAACACCUCACCCCCACCUCCGCUGGCAUGGUGCCUAUCAACGGGAUCCCACACCACCCCCAUGCCCACUUGAAUGCCCAGAGCCACGGGCAGAUCCUGGGCUCUGCCAGGGAGCAAAACCCUUCUGUAACUGGUUCGCAGGUCAACAGUGGAAGUAAUUCAGGGCAAAUGGAAGAAAUCAAUACCAAAGAAGUAGCUCAGAGGAUCACCACCGAGCUCAAGCGGUACAGCAUCCCCCAGGCUAUCUUCGCCCAGAGGGUGCUGUGCCGCUCUCAAGGGACGCUCUCAGACCUGCUGAGGAACCCCAAGCCCUGGAGCAAGCUCAAAUCCGGCCGGGAGACCUUCCGCAGAAUGUGGAAGUGGCUCCAGGAGCCGGAGUUUCAGCGGAUGUCUGCUCUGCGGCUUGCAGCGUGCAAGAGGAAAGAACAGGAACACGGGAAGGAUAGAGGGAAUACACCCAAAAAGCCUCGGUUGGUCUUCACUGAUGUCCAGCGUCGAACUCUACAUGCAAUAUUCAAGGAAAAUAAGCGUCCGUCCAAAGAGUUACAAAUCACCAUUUCCCAGCAGCUCGGGUUGGAGCUGAGCACCGUCAGCAACUUUUUCAUGAAUGCACGGAGGAGGAGUCUGGAUAAGUGGCAAGACGAGGGCAGCUCCAAUUCAGGCAACUCAUCUUCUUCAUCAAGCACUUGUACCAAAGCAUGAAGGAAUAACCACGAACUAAAACCUCGGUGGAAAAGCUUUAAAAAUAAAUAAAUAAAUAAAUAAAGACAGA
Messenger RNA from Vidua chalybeata, 1623 nucleotides. It is a transcript of the gene ONECUT1, whose product is annotated as one cut homeobox 1. Lineage: Eukaryota; Metazoa; Chordata; Aves; Passeriformes; Viduidae. Gene Ontology annotation, molecular function: RNA polymerase II cis-regulatory region sequence-specific DNA binding; DNA-binding transcription factor activity, RNA polymerase II-specific. The coding region runs from base 180 to 1553 and encodes 457 amino acids. The transcript is spliced from 2 exons. The record is from RefSeq and is a predicted model, not a curated record. Gene Ontology annotation, cellular component: nucleus. Gene Ontology annotation, biological process: regulation of transcription by RNA polymerase II.